AUGCGUAAAGUUUGGCUCCUCGCCAGCGCCGUGCUGGCGUUUCUCAACUUUGUCAAAUCGCAGGAAGUCGCACGGACACUCUACAGCACCAGAUACGACAACCUGGACAUUGACACCAUUUUGGGGAGCAAUCGGCUGGUGUCGAACUACGUCGACUGUUUGCUCAGCCGCAAACCGUGCCCACCGGAAGGCAAGGACCUGAAACGUAUUCUUCCGGAGGCGCUAAGAACCAAAUGUGCUCGCUGUUCACCGAUACAGAAGGAGAACGCACUGAAGAUCAUCACCCGACUCUACUACGACUAUCCGGAUCAGUACCGUGCGCUGCGCGAACGGUGGGAUCCAUCCGGCGAGUACCAUCGCCGGUUCGAGGAGUAUCUGCGCGGGCUGCAGUUUAAUCAGAUCGGCGGUAACGGUGGUACCAUCGGUGGCGUGGGUAAUACGAUAGAGAGCGGUGGUAACGACCGGCCGGUAAGAAAUGACCUCGAUCGACAGCCCGCGACACAGAGCAGCAAUGUGCAGACGAUAGUGGUUAAUCCGGCGCUGGCCGGCCAACCGAACGGCAAUGCGAACACGCUGAUUCCGAUACCUUCCUCUCCAACACCUUUACCACCGUCAGCUGUAGCGCCCGCGACCGAACGACCUAGGCCCCCGGCACCGGUUCCGCAAGGCUUUCUUCCACCAUGGUCCACCAACACGGUCAGCAACGUCGCGCAAUCGCUGCAGCCGGGCGCUACCACAACCGCACCAUUCGGAACGGUUCGCCUAGACGAAGUUUCAACAGUUCCGCUAUGGCUGGAAGCACAAUUGGCACAACAAACUCUACCGGAACGACCGCAAGGAUCGUUCGUCGAUUUCGUCCCAACGGUCACCGUGUCGCCCACAACGUUCAACGCACGUCCCGUAGUUGAUGGAGUUGGGUAUCAAAAUUUGGCCACCGCUGGUCAGCUUCCAUUCCGGGCUUCGGUGUACGAUGGUCCAUCAACUACCGGACGAGUAUUGGCCGGUCGUCGUCCCACGACGGACAAUGGGUUUGAUGAACUCCCCACGGCUCCACCACCGGUAGUGGUGAAUCGAUUCGGUGACGAUGACGCCAACGGUCGACCGUCCAUUGCACCAGUGCCCGCAGUGCCCGCAGUAACGACGACUACCACGACUACUACGCAGCGGCCUGUCACUACCACCGUGCGACAGACGCGGCCCGCUACCCGUCAGACGACGACUAGAAAUACUCAGCGUACAACGACGAGAUUUGCCGCGAACCCACCGAUCGUGGGCCUCUGGAACCAGCUCGGCACGAAGAUAGCCGAUACGGCGGACGCCAUUGCCGGCAUGCUGAAGAAAACGGUCGAUGUGCUGGUAACGAGCCACAUCCAGUCACACCAGCGGGCACUCCGACGUAUCUAG
Molecule: messenger RNA, 1404 nt
Organism: Anopheles marshallii
Lineage: Eukaryota; Metazoa; Arthropoda; Insecta; Diptera; Culicidae
Exons: 6
Coding region: 1-1404 (467 amino acids)
Source: RefSeq, a predicted model, not a curated record